Messenger RNA from Prunus avium (sweet cherry), 3488 nucleotides. NCBI's taxonomy places the organism in Eukaryota, Viridiplantae, Streptophyta, Magnoliopsida, Rosales, Rosaceae. The record is from RefSeq and is a predicted model, not a curated record.
GAGGUCUCAAGCUGUAACAUCCUCUCACCGUCCUAGCUUGUUGUUUGCUGCACGGCUCUGUCUGGAGGAUAUCGUUGGACCGCUGCCCUUUAAUUCUUUUUGGUUUGCGAAUUUCUUGGAACCAACCACGUACCAAGCAAUGGCGUUGCCAUCUUUUCCUUCAAUUGAAUCAGCUACUCAAUGGAAGUAUGAUGUGUUUUUGAGUUUUAGAGGUGAAGACACCCGCAAUGGUUUUACAUCCCAUUUAUACCACGAGUUGCAGUGGCGAUCAAUUAAAACAUUCAAGGACGACUCAAAGCUUGAAAAGGGCACCACUAUUUCUCAAGAACUCUCGACAGCAAUCGAACAAUCGAGGUUUGCCAUCAUCAUUCUCUCGCCAAACUAUGCUUCUUCCUCAUGGUGCUUGGAUGAACUUACAAAAAUUCUUGAAUGCAUGAAAGCGAGAGACACAAUUCUCCCAAUUUUUUAUCAUGUGGAUCCGUCUCAUGUUCGAAAUCAAACGGGGACUUUCUUGGAAGCCUUCAUUAAGCAUGAAGAAAAGCUUAGGGAAGGCAUAGAAAAGGUUAAACAGUGGAGGGCUGCUUUAACAAAUGUGGCUAAUCGCAAUGGGUGGGAUUCCAAGGAUAAGAGUGAAAGUGAACUUAUUAAAGAUGUUAUCGAACACAUAUGGAAUAAACUGCAACCUUCAUUCCCCUUGUCAUUAGGUUCCAUAGAAAAGUUAGUUGGAACCGAUUCUACACUGCAAGAACUUCGUUUGCUUUUAGAUCUUGAGGCAAAUGAUGUUCGCUAUAUAGGGAUUUGUGGGAUGGGUGGGAUGGGCAAGACAACCAUUUCUAGGCUAGUGUAUCAGAGAAUUUCCCAUACUUUUGAAGUUAGCAACUUUCUUGCAGAUGUUAGAAAGUAUGGUCAAAAUGGUUUAGUCCAUUUACAAAAACAACUUCUGUCCCAUAUAUUGAAGAAACAAAAUAUAAAAAUUUGGGAUGUUUAUAGUGGAAGCACUAUGAUAAAGAACUGUUUCUGUGACAAAAAGGUUCUUCUCAUUCUUGAUGAUGUGGAUCAAUUAAAUCAACUGGAAAUGUUGGUCGGAAAGAAAGAGUGGUUUGGAACGGGGAGCAGAAUCAUCGUUACAACUAGAGAUGAACGAGUGCUACUUGAACAUGGUAUAGAGAAAUCAUACAAGGUCAAGGGAUUAAAUAACAUUAAAGCUCUUGAACUAUUUAGUUGGAACGCCUUCAAGAAAUAUAGACCUGAAGAACAAUAUCUGGAACUGUCUAAGUGUUUCAUUCAAUAUUCCAGGGGCCUUCCAUUGGCUCUUAAAACUUUGGGGUCUUACUUAUAUAAAAGAGGUCUCGAUGAAUGGAGUAGCGCCUUGGAUAAACUAGAGAAAGUUCCUAAUGUAACAAUUUUCCACACUCUCAAAAUAAGUUAUGAUGGCCUUGAUGAGAUGGAGAAGAGAAUGUUUCUUGAUGUUGCAUGUUUCCAUAAGGGAAAGGAAAAGGGACAAGUAAUUGAAAUGCUAGACAGUCGUGGCUUCUGUGGAAGUAUUGGGAUACAAGUUCUUCAUGAGAAAUCCAUCUUAACUAUUGAGUAUGGAAAUGGUUUUGAACCCGACAAAGUGCAGAUGCAUGAUUUGAUGCAGGAAAUGGCAUGGGAAAUUGUUCGUCAAGAGUCUUAUGAUGACAUCGGUCGACGAAGUCGGUUAUGGCUUCGCAACGACAUUCUUCAUGUACUCGCAAAUAAUACAGGAACAGAAGCAAUUGAAGCCAUGGUCUUAUGCUUGCCUAAAGUAGAAGAGGUACACUGGAAUCCUGAAGCCUUCUCUAAGAUGAGCAAACUAAAGGUGCUCCAGUUUGAUAAUUUGAUCUUUUCUCCAGGCCCCAAAACUCUUCCUAAUUCCAUAAGAAUUUUGGAAUGGAGAUGCUAUCCUUCCAAAUUUCUCCCACCAAGUUUCCAACCGGAAUUUCUUACUAAACUUAGUUUGCCUCGUAGCGAAAUUGUUCAGCUUUGGAAUGGAGUAAAGUACAUAGGUAACUUGAAAUCUUUAGAUCUUUCUUUCUCUAGAAACCUCAUCAGGACCCCAGAUUUCACGGGUACUCCGAAUCUUGAAACCUUUAACGUUAUGGGUUGUACGAAUUUAGUUGAGAUUCACCCAUCCAUUUCAGUUCUCAAAAGGCUUAAAACUUUGAAUUUGGGACAUUGUGGAAGAGUAGAGAGUUUCCCAAGUCAUGAGAUGCCAGGAGGAAAAAAGAAAAAACCAUUGCAGGUUCUUCGUUUCGGCAUAUGCUGGAGAAAGAAUCCUGAACCUUGGGGUGUGAUGUUGCCUUCUCUAGAUGGCUUGUGCUGUUUGGAGAGAUUAGAUCUAAGUGAUUGUAAUCUUUAUGAAGGAGCGAUCCCCGAUGAUAUUGGCUAUUUGUUCUCUCUGCGAGAUUUAAAUCUUAGCGGUAACAAUUUUGUUAUCCUUCCUUCAGGCAUUACUCGGCUUUGUAAUCUUAGGUUUCUUAACCUGAAGAGGUGUGAAAGGCUUCAAGAACUGCCAGAUCUUCCAUCAAACAGAUGGUUACGCAUAAAUGCGGACGACUGUACUUGCUUAAAAAUAGUACCAGUUGCAUCAGAGUUUAGCACAUAUCUCACUCUACUGAGUAGGUUCAGUUCUAUCAAUUGCUUUGGCUUGGUUGACAAUCUAGGCGGCAUUAAUAUACUAGUUUCAAUUCUAAGGCGAUUCCUUGAGGCACUCUAUCUAAGGCAAUUUCUUGAGGUACCUGGAUUUCAAUUCAAACUAGACAUUGUAACUCCUGGAAAUGUGAUUCCUAAAUGGUUCAAUUAUCAAAGAGUGGGACAUUCGUUAAUGCUGAAGGUACCUUCGCAUUUAGAAGGCAAGAACAGGUUGGGAAUUGUGUUAUGUGCUGUUUUUGCAGAUGAGCAAAAUGCCCUUCUUGAUGUAUUCAAUUCUUUCACAAUUCAAUGUUCGUCCUCCGCAUUUGGCUCUGUUUAUGGGCCUAUUUUCGAAGUAGGCCAUCUUGUGUCAGAUCACAUUUGGGUAUCUUAUGCUCCUCUUUCCCAUUGGGAUUAUAGGAGACCAAUUUCGAUUCAUUUCAAAGCACUUUAUGGUUCACAGAGGAGACGCAUGAUACAAAGGUUGAGGAGGAUCAAGAAAUGCGGGGCCUUUUUGGUGAACCAUGACAUUGACUCUCACAAAUCAUCAGAAGGUGCACCUGCACCAGGUGCCAUCCUCAAGAGAACACAUGAACAUGAUGAAAUAUUGCCCCGCAAAAGAUCCAGGGAAGCCUAAUCAUCUUGUGCUUGCUCUGCUCUUCUCCAGGGAAGAUUCACAUUUGUAGCACCUCGUCAAAUCAAAUGUAUUGUUUUUCUGUUUCCAUUCAUUUAGCCAUAAGUUAACUUUAUUUGGUUCAAACUUCAAACCCGUAGUGUGGGAUGUGCAUGCUGCCGAUAAAAGGAAGGCUCCAGAAUAUACUUGAUUUGAUUGAUGA